Messenger RNA from Macadamia integrifolia, 2590 nucleotides. Its product is annotated as pentatricopeptide repeat-containing protein At1g63330-like. NCBI's taxonomy places the organism in Eukaryota, Viridiplantae, Streptophyta, Magnoliopsida, Proteales, Proteaceae. Bases 83 to 2122 code for a protein of 679 amino acids. The record is from RefSeq and is a predicted model, not a curated record. The transcript has 2 exons. Gene Ontology annotation, molecular function: protein binding.
UAUAAACCAUGUUCAAUGAACACGAUCUGGAGCUCGAGAGCUGUGAUUGUUUAGGAACACUGGUUGUUUUGUUCCAAAUGAAAUGAGUUGUAGGCUGCUCAGAAGUCCAGCUUCUCUCUCCUAUCUAAAUCAGAAGGGUUACAGAUUGUCGUUUCUCUUUCCUCUCCCUUCCUCUUCUCUAUGUGGAUUCCUGCUUCAUGAUUGUCUAUCCUUGUUUUGCCAUCAUUUUGGUUCUUCUGCUGCUAAAACUAUUGGAGCACAAAACCCAUCAGGUUCCCAUUUCAGGAGUCUUGAUGAUGCAUUGCUUUUCUUCGACGGCUUGGUUAGUAAGCAAUCUUUCCCAUCGAUUAAGGAUUUCAAUCGGCUGUUAGGCGCCAUUUCUAAGAUGGAACAGUAUCUCACAGUUCAUUCCCUGUUUAAACAGAUGUGCUCCUUAGGAAUUCAACCGGAUUUGUGUACUUUGAAUAUCUUGAUCAAUUGCUUGUGCCAUCUGGGUUGGGUGGAUUUUGGUUUCUCAGUAUUGGGUAAUGUCCUGAAACGUGGUUAUGAACCAGAUGUUGUUACAUUGAGCACUCUGAUCAAAGGGCUCUGUUCAAAGAAUGAAAUUGGCCGGGCAAUUGAGUUUUUCUACAAAAUGGUGGAGUUAGGGUACCCGUGUAAUGAAGUCACUUAUGGAACAAUGAUUUAUGGGCUUUGCAAGAACAGAAAAGCUGUGAAGGCCCUUGCGUUGUUCAGAGAGGGAGUGCAGAAUGGUGGGUGUAAUCCAGACUUAAUCUUGUAUAGCAUGAUCAUCGACGGUCUCUGCAAAGAGGAGCUGGUAAAUGAGGCUAUGAACCUCUUCAUAGAACUGAAGUGCGGAGGCAUCUCACCUAAUGUUGUUACUUACAGCUCUGUGAUUAAUGGCCUCUGCAAUUUUGGGCGAUGGAAAGAAGCUGGUCGCAUUUUUGAUGAGAUGAUGAAUAAUGGAAUCAGACCUAAUACUAUAACCUUCACCAUUAUGAUCGAUGGUCUUUGCGGAGAAGGGAGGUUUGUGGAAGCACAUAAACUGUUUGAUUUAAUGCUACAAAAAGGUGUGUUGCCUAAUAUCUUCACAUACAAUAGCUUGAUUCAAGGCCUAACCAAUUCAGGCCGAUGGACAGAAGUCACCCGAUUGUUCAGUGAGAUGUUGGAAGGGGGAAUUUCACCAGAUAUUUUUACCUUCAACACUGUGGUUGCUGCUCUUUGUAGAGAAGGGAAGGCCAAAGAAGCUCAUGGGCUCUUUUAUUUGAUGAUUAAGAAAGGUGUGGAACCCGAUUUAAUCACAUACAAUACAUUGAUAGAUGGAUAUUGUUUACUGGGGCAAAUGGAUAAGGCAAUGGAGCUCUUUACUUCCAUGAUGAGUUGGGGAUAUAAGCCUGACACCAUUACCUAUAGUUCACUAAUUAACGGCUAUUGCAAGUGCAGGAGGAUGAGUGAAGCCUUCCAGCUCUUUAAAGAAAUGCCCCGCAAGGGAAUAAUCCUUAAUACUGUUACUUAUAAUUCUCUUAUUCAAGGAUUUUUCCUUUCGGGCCAAGUUGGGUAUGCACAGAAGGUUUUCAAAGAAAUGAAAGUUCAUGGGCACAUUCCAGAUCAAUACACUUACUCUAUAUUGAUGAGUGGGCUAUGCAAAAGCAAGCGUAUUGAUGAUGCACUUAAAUUUUUUCACGAAAUAGAGUCUAAAAACCUUGAUAUUCUUACUUACAGUGCCCUCCUUGAUGGACUGUGGGAGGGGUCUAUGCCGAAAGAGGCUGAGAAAUUGUUCAACUGCAUCUCUUCCAAAGGUUUGGAGCCUGAUUUUAAAACAUAUAGCAUAAUGAUCAAAGGAUUCUGCAAAGAAGGCUUGCUGAGCAAAGCAUGGGAUUUGUUCAUGAAAUUAGAAGAAAAGGGUUGUCCUCCAAAUGAUGUCACUUAUAACAUCUUGGUUCAAGGAUUUCUUCAAAAUAAGGAGGCCAGCAAGGCAUUCAAGCUUCUGAAUGAAAUGUCUCAUAAAGGUUUCUCACCUGAUGCAAAGACUGUAUCUCUGUUAGUGAAUUUGCUUGCAGAAGGGGGGCCUGAACAUGAAUGUUUUGAAUGGCUUAACAGAUUUAUGCCAAAUAAGAACUGACAAGGAAUCAACCAAAAUGACAUAUACACAGAGAAUGUAAUCAGGCUUUUCAGCUUUACCCAUGGAACCAGAAGCAAUUCGUGAUACGUUACUACUUGCAAGGGGCCUCCAAAUCCAGCAUCUGUACUUUUUUUUUCAGACUGCCAACCUGUGAUAGCUUCACUUAACAAGGCUGCUUCAUCUUUGGACCGGGUUGCUCUUUCCAUUGUUGAAGGUAUGUCUUUGCUAAUUCCUUUCUUUUCUUCUGUAUUUUCCAUGUAUGCUCCUUGAACUUGCAAUAGAGAGGCUCACUUUCUUGCCAUAGGAGCUCCAAAGUUGAAAGUGUCGCGGGUUUGGUGGGUUCAGUCUGGAUCAGUAAGAGUGUAACCUGUGUAUGUGGUUUUGGGAUGAGCAGUAGUUGGGUCAUUGGUGUAUCAAUAUUGUAAGAUAUGAAUAUCUGUUAUAUAGAAAAGUCUUGACUUGUGACAG